GCACAAUAUACGCUCACACUUGACAGAAGCGCGUGAGUGUACAAUUGCUUGGCAGCGGAUAAAAAGCAAAGCAAAGCCAGAAAGCAGCAAGGAUUUUGAUAAAAAGAGCAGAAAAAGGAAUGGAAAGGAAAGGAAGAAGAAGAAGAAGGACAGAGAAGGGAAAGAUGGUUUAGUAGUUAAACCCCAUCAUUGCUGCUGCUUCUAUUUUCUCUCUAACCAAACACACCCUUUCUAAUCAUCUAUUCUCUCACCAACACCACGCACAUUCUUUCUUUCUUUCUUUCUUUCUUUCUUUCUUUUCCCACCUUCCUUCACGUUUCCUUCCUUCACCUUUUCUCUUUCUUUCCUUCCGCUUUCUCACAAAUCCCAUAUGAAACUCUUGCUAUGUCCCGUGACUCCAACUCUACCUUCUUCGCUCUCUACCCUUUCUUCUCUUUUCAUCUCAUGAGUAAUCCUUUUUCUCUGUUUUGCUUCUAUUUUCUGCUCAAAUUUACCAUCACCACCAUCAUCAAGGAUCAUGCUGUCUCCGCAGCCCCUCCGUAACGGCGAGACCCCGUCGCCCCACCCGCGGAUCCCGCCUCCACACUUCCAUUCCACUGUAUCCGUACAGAAGCUCAAACGAUUCAACUCACUGAUUCUGGUGUUCCGACUCGCUACUUUUUGCUUCUCUCUCACCUCUGCUGUUUUCACGCUCACUAACUCCAGAGGAUCCGAUUCCCCUCAUUGGUAUGAUUUCGACGCUUUCAGAUACGUUUUCGCUGCAAAUGCAAUCGUCACUCUCUACUCUCUUUUCGAAAUGGCCGCCUCCGUCUGGGAAAUUUCCAGAGGCGCCACUCUCUUCCCCGAAGUUCUCCAAGUCUGGUUCGACUUCGGCCAUGAUCAGGUGUUCGCAUACCUGCUGUUGUCGGCUAACUCGGCGGGGACGGCGCUGGCGAGGACGCUGAAGGGCGGUGACACGUGUACGGUUAGCAAUGCAUUCUGCGUGCAAUCGUAUAUUGCGAUUUCCUUGGGAUUUGCUGGGUUUGCGUUCUUAGGGUUAUCGUCCUUGCUCUCGGGUUUUCGGGUCGUAUGUUUUAUUAUCAACGGCUCUCGAUUUCAUCUUUAGAUUUUGAUUAGAUGGAGACUUUAGAAGAUUUUUUAAACUUUUUUACUUUUGGCCGUGUGAGAUAGGGGACUGAUACGGUGUGACAGUGUGUCGUAUUGUAAUUUUCUUUUCUUUUUUUUUUUUCAGUUUGUACUUUUUUAUGACUGGUGUACAUGGGAUUUUUUUUUUCUGUAUUCUUUCUUUGUGUAUUAUUUUACUAACUAAUUAAUUAGCUUGAAGAUCUUGCAAAUUUUAAUUAA
This is a messenger RNA of Hevea brasiliensis (rubber tree), 1344 nucleotides long. RefSeq names its product CASP-like protein 4C1. NCBI's taxonomy places the organism in Eukaryota, Viridiplantae, Streptophyta, Magnoliopsida, Malpighiales, Euphorbiaceae. Bases 518 to 1105 code for a protein of 195 amino acids. The record is from RefSeq and is a predicted model, not a curated record. The transcript is spliced from 3 exons.